UGCACGGGAUACAAGCCUUUUGUCACAAUGCGCUGGGUCACCCGGGUGCACUGUGUUGUGGCACCUGGUGAAGGCUGGGGCAGAGGUGCUUGAGUCACCAUAGAGGUUGGUUGGUCGAUCCUCAGAGUGCUGCAUGCGGGAGAGGACACUGAGGCCAGGCUGGGGCUUCGGGGAACUCUCCUUCCCUGGGCUUUGAGGAGGACUGGGGCUGGUGCCGACAUCACGGCACAGGUCACUUGCUGAGCACCAUAGCCUGGAGUAGUUAAGGUGACAAAGCCAGGGCCUCACUAAGCCAGGAUGGAGGCGUGAGGCUCUUGUCAGCCGAGGCUGCCUGAUAUCUCAGGGCCUGGCUGUGGCAGAGUGCUGCAUGCUCUGAACACCGUUGGCCAGCACAAGCUCAGCCCGUGCUGCUCACCCCAGCGCCCUCGGUGGGCUUUGCCGCGUGCUCUCACCUUCAUAGAGGCUGCAAGGCCUCUGUCUGUCAUUUGCCGAGCUAGACACAGUAGUGGAGCAGGCACUGCCUGGCCCCGACCAUGUCUUGCAUCCACUACAAGUUCUUCUCCAAGCUGGACUAUGAUACGGUCACCUUCAGUGGCUUCGACAUCUCCCUUUGCGACCUCAAGUGCAAGAUCAUGCGCAAGGAGAAGCUGAAGGCAGCCAACUGUGAUCUGCAGAUCAGCAAUGCCCAGACCAAAGAAGAAUACACAGAAGAUGCCCUGAUUCCUAAAAACUCAUUGGUAAUCGUUAAAAGAAUCCCUGCUGGAGGAGUUAAAGCUACCAGCAAAACGGAUGUUACGGCUCCUCAGUCACACAAAAUCCCAGGAGCAGCUUCUUUCAGAAGUCGAACUGAGCCAGUGAGCAGAACAUCGGAAGCAAACUUGGAUAUGCGUUUAUUUUUUGCUGCACAAAAGAAUGGUGAGUCUUCUGCAUCUAAUUCUCUGGCCCAGCUUUCAAAGACUGCCAACCUGGCUGAAGCCAGUGCUUCUGAAGAAGAUAAAAUAAAAGCCAUGAUGAUACAGUCUUUCCGUGAAUAUGAUCCAGUCCAUCCCAUGAAGAAGCCCUUGGCUACACCUCCACCAUCAUAUGUUUGCUAUCGGUGCGGAAAUCCUGGCCACUAUAGAAAGGACUGCCCAAGAAAUGGGGACAGAAAUGUGGAGUCUGUUCCCAGACUGAAAAGGAGCACAGGAAUUCCAAGGAGUUUCCUGAUAGAGGUGAAAGAUCCCAACACAAAGGGUGCAAUGCUGACCAACACUGGAAAAUACGCAAUCCCCAUUAUUAAUGCGGAAGCUUAUGCUAGAGAAAAGAGGAAAAGGCCUCCAUCUUUACCAGAGGAGCCAUCCUCCUCCUCUUCUGAUGGUCCUGUUCCAGAUGAGCUGUUAUGUCUCAUUUGUAAAGACAUAAUGACUGAUGCAGCUGUUCUUCCCUGCUGUGGAAGCAGUUAUUGUGACGAGUGUAUUAGAACGGCAUUGCUGGAGACUGAGGAUUAUACAUGCCCAGUGUGUCACCGGACAGACGUUCCUCCUGAUGCUUUAGUUGCCAACAAGAGCCUACGCCAGGCUGUGAACAACUUCAAAAAUGGUGUUGGCUACACAAAAAGGCUCCGUAAGGAGAUCCAGCAGCAACCAUCAGUACCCACAGGAGGUCCUCCGAGGACAGACAGUACCAUGCACUGCCCAGGUGCCAGAACAAGCUGUGAACUGAGGUCACAUACCUGCUCCAAGUCAAGAUCAGGUCCUUCCUGCAGUGGCUCCUACUCUGGAUCAUACAAUUCUUAAUUCCAGUUUACCUUCUUUAAAUGUUGCUUCUCUCCCUAAUAAAA
Messenger RNA from Melopsittacus undulatus (budgerigar), 1819 nucleotides. RefSeq names its product E3 ubiquitin-protein ligase RBBP6-like. The transcript has 13 exons. Gene Ontology annotation, molecular function: ubiquitin protein ligase activity; zinc ion binding; nucleic acid binding. The record is from RefSeq and is a predicted model, not a curated record. Gene Ontology annotation, cellular component: nucleus. Gene Ontology annotation, biological process: ubiquitin-dependent protein catabolic process; protein ubiquitination. The coding region runs from base 534 to 1775 and encodes 413 amino acids. NCBI's taxonomy places the organism in Eukaryota, Metazoa, Chordata, Aves, Psittaciformes, Psittaculidae.